AUGCCCGUCGUUUCACGUCUCGCCUCUAUUCCCCUCCGUAUCGCGGAGAUCGCCUUCGCUGCGGUUGUCGCCGGUAUCAUCGGUCACUACCUACACUCGUUCCGCGAGAUCGAGCCAUGGCCCCAAGGUCGCUGGAUUUACACCGAGGUCGUGGCCGGCGUCUCUAUACUUUUUGGCCUGCUUUGGCUAAUUCCAUUCUCAUCGGGCUUCUUUUCCUGGCCCCUUGAUGUGCUCAUCUCCUUCGCCUGGUUCGCUGCUUUCGGUCUCCUGGUCAACACAAUCAACCAGCUUCCUUGUGGAGGUAUCUGGAACUGGAACUUUAUCCGCCACCGCAACGAUGUAUGCGGACGCUGGAAGGCUGCCGAGGCCUUUGCCUUCCUGUCUGCUAUCGUCUGGCUCGUUUCCGCACUCGUUGGUAUUUGGUUCACUUUCCGCAAGCGCGACUCCACCGAGGGCACCACCCGACGUCGUUGGGGCCGCAACCGUGGCGCCGAUGCCGCUUAA
Penicillium cosmopolitanum is the source of this 504-nucleotide messenger RNA. RefSeq names its product MARVEL domain-containing protein. The record is from RefSeq and is a predicted model, not a curated record. NCBI's taxonomy places the organism in Eukaryota, Fungi, Ascomycota, Eurotiomycetes, Eurotiales, Aspergillaceae. The transcript is spliced from 4 exons. Gene Ontology annotation, cellular component: membrane. Bases 1 to 504 code for a protein of 167 amino acids.